CGGUAAAUGUAAAGAUUAACUCAGUAUAAAGUCACACUAUUAAUAAUAAAUACCUAGCUGGUUUGCAUGUGGAGAAUUGAAGACAACGGUAUGAAGAUCGACUUACUAGAAUGCUUUCGAGGUCAUACUUCGGUUGUCAAUACAGUAGCUUCAUCAAGAGCCUAUGGUAUAUUAGUCAGCGGAUCUGAUGAUAAAACUGCAAUCAUUUGGGAUAUCAAUCGGAAACAGUAUGUGAGGUCAUUGAGUAAUCACGAAAAUGGAGUUGAUAUUGUGCAAAUUAACAACACUUCAGGUGAUAUAAUCACAUGUUCGGGCCAUACAAUUCGUGUUUGGACCAUAAAUGGAGAUCUUUACUUUAAAAAGUCAGCAUGCAAUAGUUCGGAAUCCAUUUUAGCUUGUAUAUUUUAUGAGCAAAAGCUGUCAGAAUGGAGCAAGCGUGAAUUGAUCAUAACAGGACAUAGGAACGGAAUUGUCAAGUUUUGGGCGAAGCAUUCAAAACAUGGUGAAUGGUCGCUUGAACUUGUCAAAGAGAUGGCUCACAUAAACCGUGCUGAUUCUAGCUUCAACAAAUCUGACAUUGUUUCCCUUUUUCUUUCUCCCUCGAAAGGAACAUUAUUCACAGGAAAUAGGCAUGGCCUUGUUUAUACCUUUGUAUCUCCAGAUACCACAGAUACUUAUCACUACGAAAAAGACGAUAAACACAAGGAAUGCAUGGAAUGCUGCAAGAUAUUUGGUGUUUUGGAACGUAGACUACACUGUAAAACUUGUGGAGGAAUCUUCUGUUCUGCAUGCAUGAGCUCCAGCUUGAAUACUUUCUCCGACAAACCUUCUAGAUUAUGUUCGAGCUGCCACACACACCUGGUAAAUUGUAAAUGACUCAAAUAGCUGCCGGUGGCAUAGAUGUAAAGAAAAUCCUAGAAA
Molecule: messenger RNA, 921 nt
Organism: Mycotypha africana
Lineage: Eukaryota; Fungi; Mucoromycota; Mucoromycetes; Mucorales; Mycotyphaceae
Product: WD40-repeat-containing domain protein
Exons: 6
Coding region: 67-876 (269 amino acids)
Molecular function (GO): protein binding; metal ion binding
Source: RefSeq, a predicted model, not a curated record